CCCCAGAGCUGUUCCUAACGCUGGUGAGUCAUUGGUUUUGUGGAAACUGAACCUUGAGGCUUUAAAUGAAGCGAAGUCGACGCUGGAGAAUCAUUCAGCAACAGAAGCGAAGAUGAAACUCCUGGUGCUCGUCUGUCUGAGUUUGGUCAGUGUGGGGUCCUCCACGCUUUUAAACCCGAGAGGAACUCGUCCGGUGGAGCCCGCCACCAGGUCCGAGAAAUGUGCCUCUCAAAAGGAGUGGCCUUUCUGCACAGACGAUGACUGGGGCCACAAAUGCCCGUCAGGCUGCAGGAUCCAGGGUCUGAUGGAUAAAUACGACCACAGUGUGCUGAAGAGGAUUGAGAAGAUCCGCAGCCUCCUGGACCAGAACAGGGUCAGCCAUCGUUCCACCGACCAGGUGUCCAAACAGACGUACGACUACCUGAAGGACAAACUCACAACUGACGCAAAUCACGACAACAGCUACUAUGACGUGGCCCAGAAUCUGCGACAAAGGAUCACUGACAUGAAAAUCAAGAUUGACCGACAGCUGAGGAUCCUCGCCGCCCUGAAGGAUCGAGUCAAAGACCAGGUGGUGGAGAUGCAGCGGCUGGAGGUGGACAUCGACAUCAAGCUUCGUUCCUGCAAAGGUUCCUGCAGCAGCUACUCAGAGUACCAGGUGGACAAGGAGAGCUACGUGGCGCUGGGUAAACAGAUUAACCAGCUGGACUCCCAGUUGGCUCCGAACGUCGAGUCCGUGCGUACGCUGUACGUGAUGAAGAGCAAGGAAAUGGUGGAGGAAAGAGUCUUCAAGUCUGCCAGUGGCCCCUUGAUGUCAGCACAGAAGACAGAAGAUGUCUUCCCUGAUGUGAAGACAGUCAAGUUGAUCCUCGAGUCAGAAGGCUCCUCUGCAUCCCCAGCAACCAUCACCAAGGACCCAGGUACUUCCUACUCUGCAUCUACAUCAUCAUCCUCCAGCGCUUCCUCCUCCGCUUCCUCCUCCGCCUCCUCCUCCUCCUCCGCCUCCUCCUCGAAAACCAUCACUGAGCUCGGAAGCGACAGCAGUUUGUUUGGUACAGGGUUUGGAAGCAACAGCCAGCCCAGCACGAGCCACACGUCCACCAAAUCCAUCACCUGCACCAAGAGCAUCAGGAGAACGAUUGUCCAAACGAGCAGUGGACCAGAGGAGAAAAUGGAGGAGGUGAUCGAGGGAGGACCGGAGUGUCAUGUUAUGGCCGACACUAGCAAGGGCGGAAUGGGCGCUUUUUUCCCCAGCCUCAGCCAUACAUCAUCCACCUCAUCCAGCACCACCAAGACGUUCCAUAGCAGUGGCACUAAGGGAAGCAUCACAGGAGGUGACAAAACUGGAUUUCCGAAUAUAUUUGCUUCUGACAUUGAUGGGUUCCUAACAGAUGAUCCAGAGGAGGACCUUCCUGACGUCCACGCCCGAAGUGUGAAGAGCGCGCGUGUUGAGCGACAAGCCGAUUAUAUAGGAAAAGAUUGUGUUGAAGCCCACCAGAACCACCUGAAAGGGGAAACGAACGGCCUGUUUAAAAUCAAACCCGGCGGAACAGACUCCACGGGUAUAGUGGUGGUUUACUGCCAGCAAGAGGGGCUAAUGGGUGGAUGGUUGUUAGUCCAGCAGAGAGAUAGUGGCGCGCUCAGCUUCAACCGCACCUGGGCUGAAUACCGCAACGGGUUCGGUUCACUUGACAUGCAGGGAAAGGGGGAGUUUUGGUUGGGCAGCCAGAACCUCCACUUGUUGACUAAUCAGGCUGAGACCAUGAUGAAAGUGGAGCUUGAAGAUUGGGAACAGGGAGUAGCAACUGCUGAGUAUACAAUCAGAGUUGGUUCUGAGGGGGAGGGGUACCAGCUGCAUGUAUCUGGGUACACGGGGGACGCCGGUGACGCUCUGGUGAUGCCCAUGUCUGAAAUGGCGUCUGAUGUGUCACACAACGGGAUGAAAUUUAGCACCUUUGACAGAGACAACGACAAGUCGGAGGAGAAUUGCGCAGAGAUGUACGGGGGUGGGUGGUGGUACAACAACUGCCAGUCGGUUAACUUGAAUGGGAUUUAUAACAAAGGCGUUGUGUGGCCAACAUACAAACCCGCUAGCUACAGACUUAAAACUGUGAAGGUGUUUAUCCGACCAGCUGCUUUUUAAUAACGCACAGAGCAAGAAAAUAUCGUUGCGUAAUAUCAAAAAAACACGUUUAUACACAUUUAGAUUAAAAGAGGAAGCUAGAUGUACGAGGGGCCAAUUCAUAAUUGAGGACAAAAAAUCAAGAUAGUUUCAUUGAUCUGUUGGUAAAUUAUUGUGGGAUUUCACAAUCAUGUCAAACAGUGUCCGUGUUUCUUCACUUGUAUAUUUGACCCACUGUGUAAACAUGAGUUACCUGUUUGUUACCAAACCAGUGUUCAUGGAAAAACAUGAUGUUCUGCCUGUUGCUAAACUCUGCUCGAUCAAUAAAGAUUCAAUGUUCACUUCA
This is a messenger RNA of Paralichthys olivaceus (Japanese flounder), 2468 nucleotides long. NCBI's taxonomy places the organism in Eukaryota, Metazoa, Chordata, Actinopteri, Pleuronectiformes, Paralichthyidae. The record is from RefSeq and is a predicted model, not a curated record.